Molecule: messenger RNA, 5255 nt
Organism: Spirometra erinaceieuropaei
Lineage: Eukaryota; Metazoa; Platyhelminthes; Cestoda; Diphyllobothriidea; Diphyllobothriidae
Source: the annotation of a GenBank genome assembly
AUGUGCCAGUGUGUUACGUUGGCCGAUGAGUCGCUUAAGAUUUCUUUACCGGUCAGCAGAGGUAAGCGGAAAAGUAGUAGUGGAAGAGGAGGAAAAAAGUUGACUAACAAACAGAUAAUUUAGUCUGACAAUUUCCCUUCUUAUUAAAACGUCAACGUUUACUAAACUACCAUACUCUAUUAGUCUAUAAAAGACCUUAUUAUAACGUCUCAGGCAUUUGAGCUAUGUUGAGGGGGUUAUCAGGAGGACAACAACUAUCGAAAAUUUAAUUUAAGAAUAUCGUAAGGUAGGUAGAAAACAAUUCGAAAUCCGAUAAUUUUAGAAAAGCUAAGAUAAUACUAGUUAUAAAACUCUGAGGCGAAAGAAUGUUUUCUGUGGAUGUGUUGCGGGUUGACAUUUUCCUCUUAGGUCUGGUUAACAGUUGGCAGUUACAAAUGGAGUAGAAUGCUAGAAGGCCUACUAGCCCUGAGUUAUCUGAAUCGGACGGCAGAGCUCUGUUUUAACACGAAGAAGGUUAGGGUGAUUAGUCUAAACGUGAUCAGGAGGACAUCAAUUGGAGUACUGGGGGAAACUUGGCUUAGUCCGAAAGUUGACGUGUAUAUUUGCGCCAAAAACCAGCUACUGCGGAAUAAUCGCGUAGUACUCAUAAAGUGCCAACAGGCGACCAGUAGUCUACAGAUGUUCUAUGAUUUGCCGUACUGAAAACACAGAUACAAAAAACGGAGUGCCUUAUAGGCUCUCCAAUUUUCCCAUAUGGGAAUACGGGGCUCGGUUCAGCAUCUAUAACCUCCCACACUGUGCUCUCUGACUUGUGACACGACUUAGACUUCCCGGUGUUUGCUGUUAUCUGGUCUGGAUGAAUGUUUUUGUGCAAUGCACACAUGUGGAGGGUUCUGACGUAUCACAUAAUGUCAAAGUGUGCUGUGAGACCUGAACCGACUCUGUCCUCCCCCUCCCCUCCUGUUCAAGUCGCCCCGAAACGGUGGUCUCGGUGCGCGUCGGAUUCUCUUGAGUGUCACAUCUGAACUUACUAAAAUCAUGAUCAACCCUCCAAAAUACUGUACUCUUGGUUCGCUUAAUGUUUUGUCCGAGUCUCUCGCACAUCACAUCUCAAUAAAAACGACACUCUUUAGCUGAUUUCAGGGUCUUAUUUUGACAUUAAAAUUGGUGCACAAAGUGACGUUUUAUGUCUCAGAGUUUUUUCGCCUCUGCCCGCAGAAACACCGAGUUGCCUUCUCCUACAAUAAGGAAGUACGACUUUACGAUUUCCCGCUGAAUCCUCGUGGAUGCGACCAACCACAGUUUCGUCCUUCGAGGUGCGCUCUGCUGUUAUUAUGCAUUGCAUAUACUUGCAUGCCGUCCCUCUUCACCGUUUACUUUCUGGUUGAUCGAUCAGACAACGGCUGCGUAUUCUGGCUCCUUGUGCGUUUCCGCGUGAACUGUGCAGACUAUGGCCCAUCCAGGAUUCCACUUUGGUUCCAUUCACAAUGUGUGUUGGCUUUAAUGUUUUCAGCGGUUCGCUAGCCUCUUCUAAGUUAAACUAGUGCGUAAGACAUUGGUCUAGAUGCCCGGAGCAUACCACUCAUGUUGGAAGAAAGUAGUACAGAAGAUACUGUAGAGAAUGCCUAGGUAUACGUGCCACAAGUGUAAACUCGUGUCAGUGAUUGGAGCGAUCUUGUCAAUCGCUACGAAGCACUUGACACCGUCCAAACCUGCUCCUUGGCAAGAUAAGAUUUUAUUUUUUUAGCCUACCUGAAAACGAAUGGAGCCAAUGGUUUAGGUGCCCUUCAAUAUUUGCGACCGACGGGUCCGCUGAGCGCCCUACGUCUGUGCAGUUAAAUGAGUCUUUUCUGGCCAGGGUUACCCAAAAGCUGCCGGCGGCCUUCUCACGGUCUGGAUGUUACCCGUAACCUUCGCGCCGAGUGAGCCACCUGCUGUAGAAGGAUCGCUCUUACCAAUGAUUCUCCUGCACACAAAAGAUGUGUGACAAAGUGCUUACUCAUACUUGUGCUUAGCACGGUAUCCAUAGUGGACGUUUCAGCCGUUUGCAUACUGCGGAGAUUGAUUGUCUCACGAAUUCGAAUCCUGCAUUGUAAUCUUUGAGCGACAGGCUCCCGAGCGAAGUUAAGGUAAUUUUAGAUUUCACCAAACCCACUGAUAUCCUCAAUUCACUGUCAAUACCGUCCUCUACCGGCAGCGAAUGAGAACGAGAUGACAGCCCGGAAUAUUUCCUCUUCAGACCGGUGCAGUGCAUCCAGGUCAGAUUGUAAGGAGAACGUACCUCACCCAAUGGUGUUACCAAUCAACAGUAUAUUUUGUAUUGGAGACAUUAUUGGGACAACUAAUACGUAGGCUAAAACACAAGUACAGCCCAAUACACACACCCAAAGCGACAUACAUAUUUUAACUGCGCAGGCCGUGCUAUAACCUAGGGGAAGCGUGGUUUGCUGUAGGCCUCGUAUACCGGCAGUUUUGCCUUUCGGCUUAUAAAACGCCGUUUCAGAGGCUGUUAGCAGUCGUGCGCUUCGUGGAUUUGCUUUUCGAUUUCAUCUUUUUCUGUUAGGCAGAAGAUUCAGGCCGAGAUAGUAAAGGCUCUCCGAUUACCACACGAUCUCCACCCUCCAUAACGACCAGUUAUCUCUGGCUAUGUAAGUGGGGAUGGACGGCUUGGAGAUAUCGUAGGCCCACUUGGCUGCUUUCGCACUUAUCUUGGAGUCGCACUCUGUUUUUGCAGAGUGACGCCAUCUAAUAAAUCACCCAUUUUUGUCGGGACGUUGGUGUACAAGGCAAUUUCUUAAUAAUCCCUGAUACUUCUAGUUCGAGUAAAAUACAUGGGACGCACUUCAAGUCGAUGGUUAGGCCGGCUGUCUGUCUCAAAGCGCUUUGUUCUUUUGUUUUCGGUCUCUUUUCCUACUUUCGAUUCUUACUACUUCAAAUGUCUUUCACCCCUUUAGGUCCGUUGAUGUUGCCUCCCUCGGUGUUCAAAACGUACUUUUUCAGCCCAAGCCGAGGUGUAACUCUUUGCCAGCUGUAAAAGUCCCUGUGACGUCGAGUUUGGGACGCAAAGCGCGCUCGAAGAGUCCGCAUGUGAGUAGUUUUAUUGCAUAUUCCACCCUUACAUACAGAGCACGUAUAAUACCAUUAACCUGCCGCCACUAGAUAGAUUUACCUGACAUCUACAGCUCAAACAUCCCGUAAAACUGAAAGUACAACUCGAUAAGACAGUCAAAUUUUGCCCCGUACAUCAUUACUCGUCUUUGGUCACUGGGGGUUACCUUGGGUGACAGUCCUGCUGCUGCGUGCCCGGCUGCUUGUCCGCGUUGCACAGACUAUCAGGGCGAUCAGUUAACUUUGAAACUGAUUAGGUGCUAACGUUGGCUCAUUUUCGUUCAAGUUGACCCUAGAUAAUAGGUACAGAUGUCAAUAAUGAAAAUCAAAACUGCGCAUCGUAUCUUCGGCCAGGCUCUGAUGGAGUUUUAUGCCCAACACGCAUUCCAUUGCAAACUGCAAAUCUUAAAAGAUAUGGCGUUCCCUGAAAAAGAGCAUGAUUCUGUCAUCCGCCUGACACUAUUACUUCCCUAGUUUGUCGUUUUGACGCGGCGUUCACAUGCUAAGUUCCAAGCUCCGGAUUAGGAUGUUAGUAAUGGUGAGGUGGGGGAAGGGAAGGGUUUUACGAGCGAUUGUGGUGAUGCUGCCCAUCCAUUCUACGGUAGAGUUUGCAAAACUUUAACCUCUUUCACCCUAAACUUCUGUUCAUCAGGCGUGGAAAUUUGCUUAUGCCUCCUUUACUGUCGGACAUCCUUCCUUUUUAAGCGGCCAACAAACUCGCCCCGAGUCUUGUUGCGGAGAACCAGGUCUUCAAGUUCUGCAAACCUGUCAACACUGCAUCGCCCGAGGCCGGAAAAUACAACCCUCAACCCUCCAGGUCUCACUUUAAAUUUCAUCCUUCCAUCUUAUUUGUGUUCACGUUUGACCUCGUCAUGCACCUCAAACCCCACUUCUUUGAAAGUAUUAUUAUCCGAACCCCCCCUUUUUUUUCCUAGACGAAGAUCCCACCGUCGCCGAGACCGUGGCUGCCGUAAAGGCUCUGCCGUACGUCCACCGGCGCCGGCGCCGUCGAAAGCGUCGCGCCCUGACUCUUCAGGUAGACCCCUGCGUUCCUAAGGAUGGGACGGCAGAGUCGGAGGACAUGAAGGCUAGGCAAAACUUGCACUGUUCCACCAUUGUGGGGCCUAUGGAGGACUUCAGUUGGCGCCUUCUCAGUCAGUUAUCUCGGGUGUGUUACUCGGAACAUGCAGACCACAGUCCCACCGUUGCCUCGACCAAUGGAAAGACAUCAUUUACAGCAGAUCAGCAGUUGAUAAAUCUGUGCGAACGUCUGAGAAUACCUUGUCAAUUUACCCAGCUGCCGAAAGCCGAGGAUUGUCUGUUAACAGUAGUUUCUGUACGUUCACCUUGUUCCGGGCUUCCUUUAUGGUCUGCAUAUUUACACAAUGCAUUCUUCUCCUCUAGCGGCCGCAAAUGUGAGGCAUUAGUUCUCUAAAGACGAACCCCUCACUACCUCCCCUCAUACAGUAUGUGCAAACGCUUCGGGCUCAGUUUAAGCACUACUGAUUCUUCAUUAUAUAUCUGGUAUCAAAUUAAAGUAGUUCGGCUCAAGUGCCCUUAGCCUGUUUUGCCACAACUUUGUUUUCAUUUCCAGGAAGUAUGAAUACGAAGAGUAAAUUGUAUUUACUGGCUUUCGCGAAUUCCCUUUCUGAAGCAUAGCGGAAAGACGCAGAUAAAAACAGCUGAAUUCUGUGCAUUUAUCUCAGCGACAUUUCCGGAAGCCUUUGUUAAUAAUCCCAUGAUUCGCGCAGGUAAGGAACAACAGCGGAACUCUAAUACUUUUUCGGGGCGUAUCCGCACGGAAGUAUUAUGCAGCUUUCGUCAAAUGCCAUUAUUUAAAGACCCUCACUUGAAAGUUCCUAGUUCUCUUGUUUCAGCCCGAGAAUGGUCGUCACCAUCCACCGCGUACCCAUAUGGCCCACGUCCGCUUUCUUCUACAACUGGGCUCAAAUCACAUCUCCAGUCUGCCCAAUUACGCUGCCACGGCGUCCUGUACAUCAGUGUCGCCGGCCACGACCUGUGCUUGCAGUGCCCUCCACAAACAGCAACAGGGUGGCUGCUUCCUGGGUCAGGGUGUUACUGGGUCAGCCGCCCGCCACCAGGCAGCCCUGCAGGCUCUGAAGUGUCUGGCCCAAGUUGUCUGUUAG